GAGACGCGGGAACCUCUGACCUUCCCCUAACUGCCUACAAGAAUUUAGACGGAGGAUCUCUUCCCUCAAGGGCGCUGCCGGUGCAGAUACGCGCCGUGCAACAGGAACUAGCUGGGCAGACACAGAGGGACCCAGCACCGUUUGUUUGAUCAAACGUCUCCUCCCCGUGACCCAUUGUCUCUCUGCAGCAGCGCAAACAUCAGUUCGGCAAACGCUUGCUCUUUUUCAUCUUCCUGAGAAUUUCCUUCCUCCCUCUUGAAUUCCCAAAGCACUACCCCUAACAUCUUCUGUCUUUAGCUGAAGAUGGUGUGUGAGGUGCUGACUUCUGCCAUUUUGCCUUGAGUGAGUUCUGACCAACCAGUUCGGCAGCGUGACAGACAGUCGACCUCCUAUCUCGUGGUUUCUAUCAAGUUCCUGAUUCUCAUCUGUUCCUGAAGACGAGCAAGAACCCUGAGUCUAACAGUCUCCACUUGGAGCGUCCGCUGAGACAUUCUGAAAUGGUUGUUGCUUGACUCACAGAUGAAAGACUACAAACAGCAGGAGUCCAGGCAGAAAGCAAAGCAGAUUUCCCUCAACGUCAGAUGUUACACCCAGUGGCUGAGCCAGUCUUGCCUUUAGAAACCACAAGAGACUGGAUAAACUGAUGUGGCUGUCCAGUUUUCCAAGCACCACUUACUGAAGAGACUGUCUUUUCUCCAUUGUAUAUUCUCGCCUCCUCUGUCAAAGGAUCACUGGUGAAGAAACACCUCGGCCACUUCAAGAUGACAAGCGCUCACUGGGCUAAAUUAUUUCAUUGAAAGGAAACCUCACACUGGACAAAAUUUUUACAAAGGCCACGCCUUCGGAAGUUGCCAGACCAUGAAUGCCACCGCCGCCCCACCCGAGGAGGGGUCCUGCCCCUCGAACACCCUCAUCACCGAGCAGGUCAUCCCCGCGCUGUACUUCGUGAUCUUCGUGGCCGGCAUCCUGCUCAACGGCGUGUCGGGGUGGGUGUUCUUCUACGUGCCCAGCUCCAAGAGUUUCAUCGUCUAUCUCAAGAACAUUGUCGUGGCCGACUUCCUGAUGAGCCUGACUUUUCCUUUCAAGAUCCUGGGGGACUCGGGCCUGGGCCCCGCGCAGCUGAACGUCUUCGUGUGCCGGGUCUCGGCCGUGCUCUUCUACAUCAACAUGUACGUCAGCGUCAUGUUCUUCGGGCUCAUCGGCUUCGACAGGUAUUACAAGAUCGUGAAGCCUCUCCUGACGUCUUUCAUCCAGUCCGUAAGCUACAGCAAACUGCUGUCGGUGCUGGUGUGGGGCCUCACGCUGCUCAUUGCCCUUCCCAACAUGAUCCUGACCAACCGGGGUGUGGCGGGGACCGCGCGCGUGAGAUGCAUGGACCUUAAGAGCGACCUGGGCCUCAAGUGGCACAAAGUCUCCAGCUACAUCUUUGUGGGCAUCUUCUGGAUCGUGUUUCUCUCCCUAAUCGUCUUCUACACUGCUAUCACGAAGAAGAUCUUUAAGUCCCAUCUCAAGUCCAGAAAGAAUUCCAUAUCGGUCAAGAAGAAAUCUAGCCGCAACAUAUUCAGCAUUAUGUUCGUGUUUUUCAUCUGCUUUGUGCCUUACCACAUUGCCAGAAUCCCCUACACAAAGAGCCAAACAGAAGCUCAUUACAACUGCCAGGCAAAAGAAAUCCUGCUCUAUGUGAAAGAAUUCUCUCUGCUACUGUCAGCUGCAAACGUAUGCCUGGACCCCAUUAUUUAUUUCUUUCUAUGCCAGCCAUUUAGAGAGGUCUUGUGUAAGAAAUUGCAUAUCCCAUUAAAAACUCAGCAUGACUCGGACACUUCCAAAACCAAAAGGGAAAAUACAAUACGGGAAAGCACAGAUACUUUGUGAGUUCCCACCUCCUUUCAAAUUAAGCUCAUGCAUGCAUACUGUAAUCUUCAAUUCCAUAACAAAACAGAAUGAAUACUGAAUACACGUGUCCACAAUAGUAUCAUCUCUAGGCAUCACUAUUCAACUUAGUGGAAUAAUAAAGUUAAUAGGUAAGUUUCCAUGCUUCUUUUGUAACAUCAAAGAGAAAAAUAAUACAUUAUUUAAUCUUAUCCCAUCAAAAUAGAAGGUUUAAACGUAUAAUCAGUAGCCUGGUCAGUUCAUACACAACUUUAAACAGCAAAUACAUAGGAAGCAAUAAAGACAAUUCACAGGUGUGUCUUCUUCUAAAAACAAGAAUUAAGUUACACAGUUUUUUUCAACAGGGUCAUUAAAGACCAGUGUAAAAGCAGGCAGAGUUGAUAUGGACUUAAGAGGCCAGUUUGUAGUGAAAAAAGUCAAGUUUUCUCUGAUUUGAAGAACCUGGGUAAGCAGACAAUGAGAAAAUUACUUAAGAAAUCCCCAACUGAUUUAUUUCAUCACAUCUCAAAGGAAAGCAGAUAUAACUUCUGUACACCACAGCAAAAAAUGUAAUUUUUCUCUGAUAGCAUUUUGAGGAUAAGGUAACUUUUAAAUUCUUUAUAUGAAGGUUAGCUAAGCCACUUAAUGAGCCUGGGGUUCUGGUCUUAGAAUAUGUUUAAGUGAACUCUACAGAGAGAAGCUAGGUAGUGGCAUGUGUUGUGAGCAACUUCCUCUGCUCAAUGGUAUGGGAAAAAAUAUAUAUAUAUAGGCUGAUUGGGGAAAAGGCAUAUGCACACAAAUACCCCCCAGGCUGGCAACAUACAUUAUUCCCUAGGAGCAGAAAGAAACAGAUUCUGUAGAAAGCAACUGGACUUCAUAAAAAAGAAAAUCUAAAAUUUAUGAGUGAUAAAUUACACACAAAAUGAAAAUUUACAUAUCACAUUUUAUGAAAAACAAAUUUCAUAUGUGCAGAUAUAGGAUAUGGUCGCUGGCUCUGCGAGUUAUCAAAGCUAAAUUCUUUCCUUGCUAUUAACUUGCCUGAAGAUAUUUAGCCCAACUUUCAAAUGUUCUUCUCAAACAUUUUUGUAUGUUUACAUAUAUAUAUUUUUUCAAGCCCUAUCAUAUAUGUACUAAUAAAAAAAUAUUUUUCAUAGUGUCAAUUUUUCCCUUAAUAGUCAAGAUAUUAAAAAACAGUACCAGAUUUCCUCAGUCAAGACAUGGGUGGUUGCGUUAGUACACUCGGUCAGACAAGCUAAUAAAAGGCAGAGAGAGCAGGCAUAGGAAAACCCAAGCUAAGAGUUAUAUCGAGUACUUUUGAAAUCCUAUGUGCCACUGACUUUUCAAAACUAAAUAUUUCUAUGUUCUAGGACCUCAUCAGAUUUUAGAGAACAGUGAGAAGGCACAUUUUAAACUGAGGAAGAUCUGGGAAGGUCUUCACACUCUGAAUCCACCUUCCAGUCUCUGCUCCCAACUCUGGGUCAAAUGUUCUCUUCCAAAAAGAACAAAAUCACAAUUCUAUCAUACGCAUGCCCGGCAAAACUAAGUGUGCUAUAUAGCAUUUGUCUGGCUAAACAUAUCUGCAAAAGAAAGUAGCUUGUUUGUAUUCAGUUCCCAUUGUUCAGGGCAAAUUAUUACAUCCUGAUGUUUUACAUACCCCUACUACAGCACCAGAGGAGAAACUGAAAGUAUAAAAGAAGACACGAACCAACCAGCAAUGCGUCUGUAGCCACUGCGGCCAAGCAAACCGGAAAUAUGAAAGGCAGUAUCUGUCAGGAAACAAUAUGCAAUGCAAAUAAGGACGGGUGAACCAAGAGGUGAACAGCUGCAACUGCGUAUCAGAACUUGUGAAGCACAAGACCUAUACUUGGAAAAGGGUGAGACACUGAAGAAGACACAAACAGAUGGAAAGACGUCUGGUGCUCACAAACUGGCAGAAUCAGUACUGCUAACAUGAUCACACCACCUAAGGCAACCUACAGGAUCAAUGCUAUCCCUAUGAAAAUAUUAGUGGCAUUGUUUACAGAACUAGAACAAAUAAUUCUAAAGUUUAUGUGAAAACACAAAGGCCUCUGAAAAGCCAAGAUAAGCUUGAGAAAGGAGAACAAAGCUGGAGGUAUCACACUGCCUGAUUUAAAACUAUACUGAAAAGCUAUAGUAGCCAAAAGAGGAUGGUACUGGCACAAACACAGACACAUAGAUCAACGGACUAGAACAAAGGGGCCCAAAAUGAACCCUUACUUACACAAUCAACUAAUCUACAAAAAGGAGGCAAGAACAUACAAUGGAGAAAAGACAGCCUCCUCAGUCAACGGUGUUGCAAAAACUGGGCAUCUAUAUGCAAAAGACAGAAACUGGACUAUUUCCUAACACCAUAUACACAAAUAAACUCAAAUGGAUAAAACACUGAAAUCUAAGAUUUGAAGGCAUAAAACUUCUAGAAGAAAACACAGGCAGUACACUCUUUGACACUGGUGGAAGCAAUUUUUCGGGAUAUGUUUCAAGCAAGGGAAACAAAAGCAAAAGUAAACAAACUACAUCAAACUAAAAAACUUUUGUACAGCCAAGGAAAUAAACAAGAAAGCAGAAAGGCCAGGAACCCUCACGCACGAUCAGUGGUGAUGUAAAUGGGUAAUGCCACCGUGGAAAACAGUACGGAAGGUCCUCAACAAAAAUAAAAACAGAACUAUCAGCAAUUAUACUUCUCAGUACUUUUCCCGAAAAAACCAAAAACACUUAUUCUAAAAGAUGUGUGCAUCCCUAUGCUCACUUCAGCAUUAUUUGCAAUACUCAAGACAUGGAAGCAACCUAAGUGCCCAUCAAUAGAUGAAUGCAUAAAGAUGAUGUGAGAUACACACAAACAUAUACAUACACACAGACAGACAUAUAUACCAAGCACAAACAGGGGGCAGUCAGAGGGGAGGAAUCAGUGAAACAAGUCAGGGAUCAAAGAAGCAACAAACUUCUAGUUAUACAGUAAAUAAAUCAUGGGAUGUGAAUGUAAUGUACAACAGAGAAUUUAAUCAAUAAUAUGGGCUUCCCUUGUGGCUCAGCUGGUAAAUAAUUGUCUGCAAUGCAGGAGUCCUAGGUUCCAUCCCUGGGUCAGGAAGAUCACUUGGAGAAGUAAAUGGCAACCCACUCCAGUACUCUUGCCUGGAAAAGUCCAUGGACAGAGGAGCCUGGUAGGCUACAGUCCAUGGGGUUGCAAAGAGUUGGACCCGACUGCACAACUUCACUUUCACUUUCUACUUUCACUGGUGACAGAUGGAAACCAGACAUAUCAAGGUGAUCCUCUUGUAAUGUGUAAAAGUGAUCACUGCUAUGCACCUGAAACCAACAAUACUAUAAGACAGUCACCCUUCAAUUUAAAACCUGAAGAAAAAAAUUCAGAUCAAGACUACAAACAAAUCUUUGGAUUUAACUUUUAAAGAUCAUUUAAGACUUUAGCGAGAGGAAUUUCUGUAAGAAAUUUAUCAGAGUUAGAAGUCAGAUCAUAAGGAGUUUAUUCAAAUAUUGAAAAGUUAGGUAAAUAAAAGCAAUGAGCAUUUUUUUAAGAAAGAAACUUAAAGGUCCAUGGCUACAAUAAAAAAUAGAAAAAUAGAGCAACAGCAAAAGUGGAUUAAUCCAGAAACUUCUGAGAUCAUUAUUAGUUUUUAAAUUAUUUUCUGUAAUAUGUUCUAGUUUAUAAACAAGACUUGUAAUACAUAUUUGCUGCAGCUAAAAAAUACAACAUUCCACACAAGCAGUGCUAUGAAACAAAGCAUUUUGAAAACCGGCUUAUGACAAACACAAGCCACGUUUUGUUAAAGUGCUUCUUCCAGGAGUGAGAGGUUAACAGGCAGGAAGGCUAGGGGUCUUCAAAACAGAGAAAAUAGGCUGCAAGUGUCAGACUUUAGUGGCAGGAGGAAACAAACUACAAGUGUCAGAUUUUUUUCUCUUAAAAUUCUCUGUUGCCAGGACGAUACCUGGUUCCACCAGAACUUAACUUUUCUCAAAACUUGAACUAACCAAUGCUUUUUUCUUAUGGAAAUAUUUUUCUUAAGUCAUGUUAAUGAAACUAUGUAUUUGCUUUGGAAUCUAUCUUUCUUCAAACUGGUUCCACCUAAAAUUAACUUUUGGCUGAUAACAGCUCAACAAACCACUAUUCAUAUCAGUUGUUUUAUGGCUGGGGGACGACACACCUGUGCCAUCCUAUCUCAAAAAUGCAUAUUGUGGGAGAGGGGGCAGGUCAGCCUUGAAGUGUCUCUCUUAAUUGUUAAUAGCUUUCUAACAGACAUAAAACUAGCAAGGGGGGCCACUCUCCGUCCCCCUUCUGAUGUCUAUGUCAGAAGCUUUCUCUGUCCCAUUUUAUACUCUAAUAAAACUCUGCUAUACAGAAGCUCUUGACUGAUCAAGCCUGGUCCCUGGUCCGGAAGUUAAAUCUUCUUCGGAGAUCACGAAUCUGACACAGUUCACCGUGAGCUAUCAGGAGGAUGUCCUGUCAUAAAGCGGUGAUCCAUACAUCACUCGAAUCUGGCAGAGAAGAGGUGGCCAAAAGGAA
This is a messenger RNA of Dama dama (fallow deer), 6406 nucleotides long. It is a transcript of the gene P2RY14, whose product is annotated as purinergic receptor P2Y14. The transcript has 6 exons. NCBI's taxonomy places the organism in Eukaryota, Metazoa, Chordata, Mammalia, Artiodactyla, Cervidae. Gene Ontology annotation, biological process: G protein-coupled receptor signaling pathway. The record is from RefSeq and is a predicted model, not a curated record. Gene Ontology annotation, molecular function: G protein-coupled purinergic nucleotide receptor activity. Gene Ontology annotation, cellular component: membrane. The coding region runs from base 859 to 1872 and encodes 337 amino acids.